Dermacentor albipictus is the source of this 2524-nucleotide messenger RNA. It is a transcript of the gene Mulk, whose product is annotated as acylglycerol kinase-like protein Mulk. Gene Ontology annotation, biological process: sphingosine biosynthetic process; ceramide biosynthetic process; phosphorylation. Gene Ontology annotation, cellular component: cytoplasm; mitochondrion; membrane. The record is from RefSeq and is a predicted model, not a curated record. Gene Ontology annotation, molecular function: ATP-dependent diacylglycerol kinase activity; ceramide kinase activity; acylglycerol kinase activity. NCBI's taxonomy places the organism in Eukaryota, Metazoa, Arthropoda, Arachnida, Ixodida, Ixodidae.
AGCAGCAUUUUGCGUCUGCUUGUAAAAAUGGCCGCCUCCAAGCUAACCGCAUGCGUUGUGCGCAGCACCACAGUUUAGUUCUUCUGCUAUAGGUUUGUUGAGGAUUACUGGCUGUAUAAACGUUUGCGACAAGUUAUGUGCAGCUAGUCCUCCUUUCACCAUAGUCAUUUUACUGCAGCCACCAUCAUGAGUCGCAUCGUGAAGAUCUUCAAGACUUUGCGAAAUCACUGGAAAAAGUCCACUUUCGCCGCUUGUUUGCUGACUUACGGAGGAUGGUACCUCAACGAAAGGCACAAGACUACCCUCAUGAUGAGAGCUCUUUGCCUGCGAGCAAAGACCUACGGCGACGAGCCUCUUCCUUCGGGAGCCAAGCCCAGACACGUCACUGUUAUCCUUAACCCGACGUCCAAGGAUGGGAAAGGAAAAAUUCUUUAUGAGAAGUAUGCUGCCCCACUCUUUCAUCUUGCUGGCAUCCGUAUCAGCUUCUUCCAGACUGAGUAUGAGGGCCAAGCCAAAAGUUUGAUGGAAGUGCUGGACAACACCGAUGCCGUGGUCAUAGCCGGAGGAGAUGGCACAUUACAUGAGGCCAUCACUGGUCUUAUGUCAAGGGAUGACUUUGCAACCGCAUGCAAGCGAUUUCCAGUGGGUGUCAUUCCAGCAGGCAAAACCAACUCGCUUGCCAAGCUUUUGUUCUGGGAGCCAGGCAUCACCGAAGCCCGGUGGAUUGCACUAUCUGCAAUGGCUGUCGUCUCAGAGCAGCUCUCUAAGAUGGACGUCAUAAAAGCCGAGCUUCAAAGCGAAGAAGGUGAGGACAAGGAAGUGAAGACUGUGUACUCCCUUGGUCAACUGGAACAAGGUGUAUACCACAGCCUGCUCACUACAAUACCAAAGUAUUGGUACUUUGGCCCAUUGAAGGCACGAGCUGCACUGUUCUUCGGAGCCCUCAAGGGUGUUCCAGAGACAACUGUUGCUAGACUUUCUUACUGUGAACCAUGCAGUGGUUGCUCACGGUGUUUCAACCAAAAUGCAUUGGGUGAAGUACAGCCACCCCCCAGACGUCAUUGGUGGUCUUCACUAAUCCAUAGGGCAGCUCCGCAAACAGGCGAGUCUCAGGUUGACUACAGCAAGCUCAUCAAUGAGGACUGUGGAGUUUGGCAGGAAGAAGUCACCGAACACAGCCAGCUUGACGUUUCGGCAAAUGCACAAAAGGAUCUUCACACACUGCACUUGAAAGCCAGUCCACCACUCUCUGGAAGGUACCAACUGUUCUCUGAAUGCCUUCAAAGGUACUCAGACAAGACAAGAGAAGUACACACAGCCCCACACCAAAUCUUGGCUCGCGAAGCCAUUGUGGACUACUCCAGUGGGUCGCAAGAGAAUCGGGUUAAACCAAAUCUCUCCCCGAAUGGACCUUCCCAGUAGUGAUCGGGCGCUGAGAGUCCGCCGUUCUACCUGGGCGCCCCGCACAACAUGAACAAACGGGCGCAUUAUCACCCUGCUGCUUGGAGAGUAGAUAUUGCUUUCUAGUGCUGCACUUUUUUAACCCCGCUUUCUCGACAGGUCGCCAUCAGUUCGCACAUACGCACACCCAAACAAAGGCUUGCAAAGGAACAAGACAAACACGUUUGAGGCUGACCAUGCUGCAAGCACAUGGCUGCCAGUCAGGGAGUAACAAAUGUAGGACGAAAAGAAAAGCAAAGAAAACUGCGCUUCGCCUACUGCAGAUUAGUCUCAGGUAUAUGCACUUGCUUCCAUGGCUUUCAUUGAAAGGAACGGGUGACGAGUCGGUAAGGGGGAGAUUGAGCUACGAAGAUGUUUCGUGCACUAGCUUUUUACCAGUGAGGUGAGUUAUAUGAGGUUAGGUGAAUUAUAUCACGGUGAGUUAUACGUGCUCGUUGGUCAGCCUUGUUGAGAGCCAUGUAGCAUUCUUUAAGAUGCCCAGAAAAUGCUUGAAAGUGGAAAACUGAUGCCCAGCUUUGAUCAUCUGGUAUGCAUCAAGCUGCAGCAGACUGUCAGCAAUCUUUCAACGAUGAUCGGUAAAACAAUCAGGCCAGAGAUGUUUUGUAUAUGUUACCCAAGAGCAGUGCCACAUUAGUAAAAACAUGUUGUGAAGAGUUCUGCUCGAAACUCACCACAAAAUGGCACUGCAAUGCUGAAUUCAACGUUGCAGACAAAGACAAAAACCAGCUAAGUUUGUGGAAGUUAGGAGCUGUCCUGAAUCCAUUUCAGAAGCGCCUGUUGGGGUAGUCAUUUGAUGACUUCCGACCUGUGUUCAUGUCUGUAACCGACGAUGUAGAUUCACUUCACAAUGAGUUCAACCAGUACCUGCUGGAAACAGGCACUACAAACACAGCUGUCGAACUCAUUGAGUAUUGGCAGGACUCUAGCGCUCGCUACCCCAGGCUGGCAAAUGCUGCACUGACAUUGUUGUGCCUAGCUAAUCGAAGCCGUGAUGUCGUAAGAACUUUUUCCCAGCUGAGAUGCGUUCAACUUCCUGACAGGUCUUGAAUGGAGACCGACAUAU